Molecule: messenger RNA, 1419 nt
Organism: Penicillium brasilianum
Lineage: Eukaryota; Fungi; Ascomycota; Eurotiomycetes; Eurotiales; Aspergillaceae
Source: the annotation of a GenBank genome assembly
AUGGACAACCCCGAUCUUCUACCAUGUCCAUUCUGCCCCUUCUCGGAUGCAGACGCCAGCUUUCUGGAGAUGCACAUUGAUCACUGUCAUCCAGAAAAUGGGGCCCCGCAGAAUCUCACGCCUGAUCUGCAUGGGCUAGAGGACACGCGAUCUCUGUCGCCGUUGCCGACAGAUGAUGACUCAACGGAGAAAUACAUUGAUUGUCCACAUGGGUGUGGAGAAACGGUGACUGCAGCCGAGCUGUCAACACAUCUAGAUCUCCAUUUCGCGGAGGGUAUGGCGUUUGAAGACACGGUGGAUGACUCGCCCCAUUUCCAUGCAGACUCCACAAGCCCGAGUGAUGAUUAUGACCUGCCGCUUGAUCAAGAGGACAAGCUUGACCUUCAGGGUGCUCUUCAAGGCGGUAAAAGAGGCUCAGAUCGUGACUUUGCACGCACGAAUAACAAUACCAAACCAACUCGAGCAAAGAGCCCACCUCGGACUCGUGGACCGGAUGGCGCAAUGAGACUUGGGCGCGCGGAACUGGGUCCCCAUGCCCACGAGAAAAAGAUGCCUUCAUGGCUGAAGAACAUGCUGGAAAAGGGUGGCCGAACCUCGAAACAGACCCAUAUCACCACUGACGGAAAACUGGCGAGGCAGACUACGGUAGAAAACGAGACGGACAAGCUCAUCCCGGUCAUUGCGAAGCUAUGCGAGCAAGAUGAGACCGUCCAACGGGCUUUUCUUUGCAACCCCAAGGUUCGACACAUUUGCAAACUUUCCCGUGAAGGUGGAUUCUGUGGGUAUCGGAAUAUUCAGAUGCUUGUGUCGUAUAUUACAAAGACGCAAAGCUUGGGCCACACGCAUUUUCCCCAUGGUGUGCCGUCGAUUCUGGAUAUCCAGGAUCUGAUCGAGCAGGCUUGGGACAUGGGAUUUAACAGCACCGGAAGAGCCGAGACGGGAGGUAUCAAAGGGACACGGAAAUUCAUUGGAACACCCGAAGCACAAGCUCUGUUCCAAAGUCUUGGGAUUCCCUGUGAUGCGAGUAGCUUGGCUGCGAGUGAAGGAGUCCCGGCACACGAUAAACUCUACAUGGAUGUAGCGAGCUACUUCCGAUCCGUAUGCUCACUAGACGAUGAGACCAAGAAAGUCUUCCAGACCGAGCUCCCACCAAUCUAUUUUCAACAUCAAGGGCACUCAAUGACCAUCGUGGGAUUCGAGAUCCGCGACAAUGGCUCCGCAAAUCUACUGGUGUUUGAUCCCAUGUUCAAGACAUCACCGGCAAUGCAACGUCUGAUUGGCACGUCCGCGAAAUGCGACAAUCCCGUCCGCCUACUCAAGGCAUAUCGGAGGGGUACCAAGUAUUUGCAGAAGUAUAAGAUUUUUGAGCUUCUCAAAUUAAUCCCAGGAACCGCCUCGCCCGAGACGACCUCGACGUGA